AUGUCUCAGUCUGUAAGUGACGUUAAUUUUUUGGAUGAGAUACAUCAUGAUAUAUCACCACAAAGUACUCCAUACAGACUAAUGAAGAUGCCACUUAGGAGAUACACUUCAAGUUCUAAACAUAAUGAAUUAUUCAUUUCUCCUUCAACCAAACGAUCAAGAAGUAUUCUUUCAUCUCAACAAAUGACACUUUCUCAUGAAGAAUUAACUUUGAAAAUAAAAAAACCAUUAGUUGGAAUUAAUCAGAGUAAUAAUAGUCUUACACCAAGAAGUAAAAAAGAUCAUGAGUUAAAAGAAAAAGAAGAAGAAUUAAAACAAAGAGAAGAGAUAGUUAAGAAAAAAGAAGAAGAAGUUAAUCAGAAGGAAAAAGAAGUUCUUGUAGUUCAAAUUGAAAUAGAAAAUAGAGAGGAAGAACUUCAAUCUUGGGAAGAUGAUAUCCAAAGAAGAGAGGAUGAAAUUAGAGAACGUGAAGGUGAGGUUAGGAGAAGAGAAAUAGAGUUAGAACAGAAAGAGGAACUUGUUCAAAAAGAGGAUGAAAUUAAACAAAAAGAAAUAGAAAAAAUUGAAAUAAUUAAAGCGGACUCUUUUAAAAAUAGAGCUAGUGAACCACCAAAAGAUACAUCUAGUUCUAAAGAAUUUGAAGAAUUAAAGAAAGAAAAAUUACAAUUAGAACAAACAAUACAAGAUCAACAAUUAAGAGUUUGGACAUUAGAAGAACAAAAUAAAAGAGUAGAACGUAUUGUUAAGAUGAUGGACGCAAAUGAACCUAGUGAAGAUGAUAUUACUCAAUUUGUUGAGACAAUAAAAGAAAUUGUUAAUAGGAAAAAACAAAAAUUAAGAUUUAUAUUAACUCAAAAAAUUGUUGACACAUUUAGUCGAUACGUCCAAAAUCCAUUAACACUAUCUGCAAUAAUUACUCCACGAGGAUCAAUUAGAAAAAGUGAGAAGAAAAAAGAUAAAAGAGAGUUACAAUACAUUCAAUUCAUACCGAAUAAAAUUGAAGAAAAAAGAAAAACAUCACUCAUUGUCAAAGAUAAUUAUGAAAUGUAUAGGAAAGUGUGUUAUGACUUUUAUGCUAAAGAAGGAGAAUAUUAUAGAAUUAUUAAUGAAUUUAAUGAAGUUUAUAUAAAGAAUAUUAAUUGGUCAACAAUGAAAGACUUUGCAAAAGAAUUUAAAGAACUUUUUGAACCAAUAUUAAUAUUAACAAAGAAAAUUGUUGAAGAAUUAGAUAGGGCUUAUUCAGAUCCUAUUAAGGACGCUGAAGGAAAAUCAUGCAUUGCACUUGGAAGUAUUUUAGAAAAUUAUGCACAGACAUUAAGAGUUUAUUUAAAUUAUAUUAUAAGAUGCCCAUAUUUUGUUGAUCAUUUUCCAGUAUUUAGUCAAUCAAAAGAAUUAACUGAUUCUCUUGUUCUUUCUAUAACAAAUUAUAUCAACUCUCAACGAUUAAAUAACCCAUCAUUUGUAGUAAGUUCAUUCUUACCUAUUUCUGCUUAUCUCCUUGCUCCAGUUUCUCAUUUUUCAGUUUAUCCACAAUUAGUUAGAGAACUUGCAAUGAAUAUAUCAAAUAAUCAUUUUGAUAAAGUAUCAAUACAAAAUGCACUUAGGAUAAUAGAAGGAAUUGAGGAUGAAAUAGACUGUCAAAAGAAUUAUGCAGAACGUCGUGAGGCAGUUAGAUUUGUGCAAACGUUAUUUGUUAAAUCAAUAGAAAUACCUGAUGGUCAUUGUGAAUUAUUAUAUUUUGGAUUCUUAAAACCAGUUGAUGUAGAGAAAUUUAAAGUACAUGAUGACAUUAUUAGAGUAUGUUUCUUAUUUAAUACAAUGUUUAUUAUUACUAAAAUUAAAACAUUUCAAGGAAAAGUAUUAGAUAAGAAGGCAUUAACUGCUAAGUUCUACCAAGAAAUUAGUGGAUUAAAUGUUGAACUUUUAAAAGAUUUCAUAUUAGAAGAAGUAGAUCGAUGUUUUAUUACAGACCAUAUUAUAAUUUCUCUUAUACAAAAUGUGGAUUCUAUUAUUAAUGGAUUUGUUGUAGAAUUUAAUGAGAAACAAUACAAUUUUAUAGCCUCAUCCCAAAAACAACAAUAUAAUUGGUGUGAUGCAUUCUCUAAUUUAUUGUAA
Messenger RNA from Entamoeba dispar SAW760, 2115 nucleotides. RefSeq lists its product as uncharacterized. Lineage: Eukaryota; Evosea; Mastigamoebida; Endamoebidae. Gene Ontology annotation, molecular function: guanyl-nucleotide exchange factor activity. Bases 1 to 2115 code for a protein of 704 amino acids. The record is from RefSeq and is a predicted model, not a curated record. The transcript has a single exon.